Messenger RNA from Teleopsis dalmanni, 980 nucleotides. RefSeq lists its product as uncharacterized. Bases 59 to 784 code for a protein of 241 amino acids. Lineage: Eukaryota; Metazoa; Arthropoda; Insecta; Diptera; Diopsidae. The record is from RefSeq and is a predicted model, not a curated record. The transcript is spliced from 3 exons.
UUUAAAGUUUUAAAAGAUUUAAGUACAAAUAAUUUUAAACUUUAUAAUAUAGUGAAAAAUGGAGACUAACAAUAUUCAAAUCGGCGUUGGCGCUAUACUUGAUAACAACCGCCUUCAUAUAUAUGACCUUAAUAACGAUUGCAUAUAUGAAAUUAUGCGCAGAUUGAGCGUCAGAGACGUAUUGGAAUUACUUGGCGUAUUCAAUGAAAGAUUUGAUGAAAUCAUCAAACAACGUUUAGCGUUAGAAAAGCAUUUUCGUUAUUGCCUCAGGGACGAAUAUAAAUACAAAUAUAGUCAUUUACUGUUAAUUGGAAAAUACUUAAAGUCAAUAUAUCUAAGUGCAGGUUACUCAAUAAGAACAGAAAAAAUACUUUGCCUUCUUUAUCCAUUGGUGCAAAAUCCUCAAUUCCUUACCAGUCUCGAAUUACAUUUCAUUGAAUUUAAUAUACAAUAUGUAAAGUGCAUAAAUGCAGCUGGCGAAUGUCUGGAAGAAUUAAAUUUAGAUUUCUGCAGACUCAGAGACAAUAUGCUGGUAGCUAUAUUAGAGAAAUGCAGAAAUUUGACAAAAUUAUCUAUUAUCGGCAAUUACGACCUAAGUGGAACGAGUCUAGUAAAUUUAAAUGUUAAGAAAUUGCAGGCACUUACAUUAGAGGAAAAUGAUCGUUGGUUUUUCAAUGUAGAAGAGUUUGCAAAAAAUAAUCCCCAUAUUAAAGUCACGCUCUUCAGUCAAUAUAGAGUCACUAAAACAGAAUUCAACAAUUCAUUUUCGUAUUCAUGUUUUUAAUCUUGAAAAACUGUGACACCCAAAAUGCUAAGUGAUGCGUCUGCUUCGAAACAUAAAAGCAAACCCUAGUACUAAACUUCGAAAAUAAACUAAGGAAGUGACGGCUUGUAAAAACCCCGCAAGAAAUUUACUCAAAUUUUCUAAACUUACUAUUAACGACAAUAAAUGAAUGUAACACUCUCUGGUCUAAAUUGCU